Molecule: messenger RNA, 5703 nt
Organism: Mobula hypostoma (lesser devil ray)
Lineage: Eukaryota; Metazoa; Chordata; Chondrichthyes; Myliobatiformes; Myliobatidae
Gene: atp8a1
Product: ATPase phospholipid transporting 8A1
Exons: 37
Coding region: 246-3635 (1129 amino acids)
Biological process (GO): phospholipid translocation
Cellular component (GO): plasma membrane
Molecular function (GO): ATP binding; ATP hydrolysis activity; magnesium ion binding
Source: RefSeq, a predicted model, not a curated record
UAUGAUCUCUGCACUCUCCCUCAAUAUCGAACACAACAGUGACGAGGAGACACAGAAAGGAGCAAGACAGAUCAGCUGGUUAAGUGGUGUCACAGAAACAACCUUGCACUCAACAUCAGAAAGACCAAGGAGUUUAUUGUGGAUUUCGGGAAGGGUUAAGUGCUCAUCAAAGGAUCAAAAGUGAAAACGGUUACGAGAAAGCUGAGGAUACCUCUGAGAAAACCUCACUAGCUGAUCAAGAAGAUAUGAGGAUAAUAUUUAUCAACCGACCUCAACUAGUAAAAUUUUGUAGUAACCAUGUCAGCACUGCAAAAUAUAACCUGCUUACAUUCCUGCCAAGAUUCCUCUACUCACAGUUCAGAAGAGCAGCAAAUUCAUUUUUCCUGUUUAUAGCCCUUCUGCAACAAAUCCCUGAUGUUUCCCCGACUGGUCGUUAUACAACCUUGGUCCCACUGUUAUUCAUUCUUCUUGUGGCUGCAGUCAAAGAAAUAAUAGAAGACAUUAAAAGACACAGUGCUGACAGUGGAGUGAAUAAGAAAAAGGCACAAGUGCUGAGAAAUGGUGCUUGGGAAAUUGUCCAUUGGGAAAAGGUAGAGGUUGGCGAUAUAGUUAAAAUAAAUUGCACAGAAUACAUACCUGCUGAUACUGUACUACUAUCAUCAAGUGAACCACAAGCAAUGUGUUAUAUUGAAACUUCUAAUUUAGAUGGAGAAACAAAUCUUAAGAUUCGUCAGGGUCUACCCCAGACAGCAGACAUAAAAGAUAUUGAAAGUUUAAUGAAUUUUUCGGGCAAACUUGAGUGUGAGAGUCCCAACCGACACCUAUAUGAUUUUGUUGGCAAUCUUCAAUUUGAUGGAAAAAGCACGUACCCCUUGGGCCAAGAUCAAAUUCUUCUGCGAGGCGCUCAAUUAAGAAACACGCAGUGGGUUCAUGGAAUAGUAGUUUAUACAGGACACGAUACAAAGCUCAUGCAGAAUACAACGCAAGCUCCACUGAAGUUGUCAAAUGUGGAACACAUCACAAAUGUACAAAUCCUCUUCUUAUUUGGUAUACUGCUCUUCAUAUCUUUGGUAUGUGCCAUUGGUUCCACAAUUUGGAAUAAAAGACACUCUGAAGGAGUCUGGUACCUUCACUUCAGUGAGAGUGGAGCUGCUUAUUUUGGAUUGAACUUUUUAACUUUCAUCAUCCUCUUUAAUAACCUGAUUCCAAUUAGCCUCUUAGUAACACUGGAAGUUGUAAAGUUUAUCCAAGCAUUUUUCAUUAAUUGGGAUAUUGAUAUGUUAUAUGAACCAACCAACACUCCUGCCAUGGCGAGAACAUCUAAUUUAAAUGAAGAACUGGGACAGGUGAAAUAUAUAUUCUCAGAUAAAACUGGAACUUUAACCUGUAAUGUUAUGGAGUUUAAGAAAUGUACAGUAGCAGGAAUUGCUUAUGGUCAUUUUCCUGAUCAUGAGGAUUUUAGAUACUCUGAAGAUUAUGGGCAAGCUGAUUCAUCAAAUGGAGAAAGUACAUUUCAAGAUGUUUCUCUGCUGGAAAAUCUUAAGGGCAAUCAUCCCACAGCGCCUGUCAUCUGUGAAUUUUUAACAAUGAUGGCAAUUUGCCAUACAGCUGUGCCUGAGAGAGAUGCUGACAGGAUAAUCUACCAAGCCUCAUCCCCAGAUGAAGGAGCACUAGUAAGAGCAGCAAGACAAUUGGGUUUUGUGUUCAGUGGGCGAACUCCAAAUUCUGUCAUUAUAGAAGCUCUUGGACAAGAAGAAAAAUAUGAACUGCUUCAUGUUCUUGAGUUUACAAGCAACAGAAAACGAAUGUCUGUGAUUGUCCGUACACCGUCAGGAAAGCUGCGGCUUUACUGUAAAGGAGCAGAUACGGUUAUUUAUGAACGGUUGUCUGAGAGUUCACGUUACAAGGACAUCACUUUGAAACACUUAGAGCAGUUUGCUACAGAAGGAUUGAGAACCUUGUGCUUUGCAGUUGCUGAAAUUUCAGAGAUGAUGUACCAAGACUGGCUGGAAAUAUAUCAACGGGCUUCCACUGCACUGCAGAACAGGAUACUCAAGCUUGAAGAAAGUUAUGAACUGAUCGAAAAAAAUUUGCAAUUGCUUGGAGCUACAGCGAUUGAAGAUAGACUACAAGACAAAGUUCCUGAAACUAUAGAAACAUUAUCCAAAGCAGACAUCAAAAUUUGGAUUCUGACCGGAGACAAGCAGGAAACUGCUAUUAAUAUAGGACAUGCAUGUAAACUUCUAACGAAAAACAUGGGUCUUAUGGUUCUAAAUGCACAUACUCUCGAUACAACAAGAGAAACACUGAGCCACCACUGCAGUACUCUGGGUGAUGCAUUGCGCAAGGACAAUGACUUUGCAUUGAUCAUUGAUGGAAAAACUCUCAAAUAUGCCCUGACAUUUGGAGUGCGACAAUCCUUUUUGGAUCUAGCACUGUCUUGCAAAGCUGUCAUCUGCUGCCGAGUUUCACCUCUACAAAAGUCAGAAAUAGUUGAGAUGGUGAAGAAACAGGUGAAAGUUAUAACAUUAGCAAUAGGUGAUGGAGCAAAUGAUGUGGGAAUGAUUCAAACGGCCCAUGUCGGUGUUGGAAUAAGUGGAAACGAGGGUUUACAAGCAGCAAACUCUUCUGAUUAUUCUAUUGCUCAGUUCAAGUACCUGAAGAACUUGCUGCUGGUUCAUGGAGCUUGGAACUAUAAUCGUGUAGCAAAAUGUAUCCUGUAUUGUUUUUACAAAAACAUAGUCCUGUAUAUUAUUGAGAUCUGGUUUGCUUUCGUUAAUGGCUUCUCAGGACAGAUUCUCUUUGAAAGAUGGUGUAUUGGUCUCUACAAUGUUAUUUUCACAGCUUUGCCUCCCCUCACCUUGGGAAUAUUUGAGAGAACCUGUCGAAAGGAAAAUAUGUUGAAAUAUCCAGAGCUAUACAAAACGUCACAGAAUGCACUGAACUUCAACACAAAGGUUUUCUGGGUUCAUUGUUUGAAUGGCCUGUUCCACUCGAUUAUUCUGUUUUGGUUCCCACUGGAAGCCCUCAAGCAUGACACUGUAUUUGAAAAUGGAAAGACGCCUGGCUGCCUGCUACUAGGAAAUAUGGUUUACACAUUUGUGGUAAUUACUGUUUGUUUAAAAGCUGGUUUGGAAACCUCGUCCUGGACCACAUUCAGUCAUGUGGCCAUCUGGGGCAGCAUUGGAAUGUGGGUGGUGUUUUUUGCAAUCUACUCUUCACUCUGGCCGGCGAUUCCAUUGGCUCCUGACAUAUCUGGAGAGGCUGUAAUGUUAUUCAGCUCUGGUGUUUUUUGGAUGGGCCUGUUCUUCAUCCCAGUUGCCACCCUGCUGUGUGAUGUUGUUUACAAAGUCUUUAAGAGAACUUUUUGUAAGACUAUGGUGGAAGAGGUGCAGGAACUGGAAGCACAGUUUCGGGAUCCAGGUGCAGCUGUAUAUGGCAAAAGUUUAAGUGAAAGAGCUCAACUCUUGAAGAAUGUUUUUAAGAAAAAUACUUUCAACUUGCACCGUUCUGAUUCAUUGCAACAAAGUUCAUUACAUGGGUAUGCCUUUUCCCAGGACGAGAAUGGCAUUGUGUCGCAAUCUGAAGUGGUCAGGGCCUAUGACACCACCAAGCAGAGACAGGAUGACUGGUAAACAGUUAAUACAGGAACGUGAAUUCCAAAGAAGUACUUUCAGCUGAGAAUGGGACUCCAAGCUUUGAAAUAUCCAACUUUGCAAAAUCAUGCUGUUACGAUCUUGCAAAGGCAUGAAGAGGUUGGAUUGUGUGUUUGAUGAAAGGGAGAAGUGUUAAUCAGUUUUGUUGCGUACACAAUAGACACAAACACUGUGCAAAUCCAUGUUGUAUAAAUUCACUGCUAGAAUGCCAACACGAUACAUGUUAACAACUGGUUUGGCUGGACUUGAAAUUUGUCACUUUACAUUAUUGGGCUGACUUCUGACAUUUUGAAUAUAUAUAUAGAUAAUUUAUUAUUUUUAAUUUAAAUUCUGAUUGUUAUGAGCAUUACUUUAUGUCUUUGUUCUAACAGAGUACUAAUUCCUAAAUUUCACUGUUUCAUUUAAUUGAAUGAGCACUGAUUAAACCUUUAUACAGAUUUGCCAUUUUCCCCCCUUUUGGAUAUUUAAUAUUUGUCGCUAUAACCCAGACAGAUAUUUUGAAGCAUUCUCUUUGUGACUGCCUUAUAGAUUCUUCAUGUAGAAUGAUACUGAGAGAAGUACCGCAGAAUCAAAAGUGACAUACUCAUGUGCCAAAUAAAUCUACAAAAGCAACCCAGGAUGAUUCUUUGGUCAAGGCACUGAAUAAACUGCAGAAUUAAUUUUAAAAAUUUCAAAUGCUAAAACAUACUUCAUUGAAAUAGUGUUAAACAUGGUGCUAGUGCUACUCUUGUAAUUGCCAUUAUUUUGCCAAAAUUAAAAUUGAGCUUUGGUCACUAACAUGUUGUCUCAUCAAAUGUUAGAAUUUGCCAUCAGCCCUAUGCUUCAGUGUACUGCCAUUAGGUAUGGAACAAAUUUCAAGUCCCAUUUGUACUUUUUCUUAUUCACUCUGAUGGGUGUAAUUUGCACAUGCAAUGACUUGUUGAAAGAUUUGACUAAUGCCUUUUUGGCACUUGCUUCUGAACUUGUCUAUCUCAAAUUAUGGCCUUGGAUAUGCUUUUCUCUGCCUAAUAUUCAAAUCAAAUUUCAGAGUGGAAAUAGUGUUGUAUAUUCUGUGCCUGGCUACAUCUGCAGUGUAUGCUUGUGUUAGUGACUUUCUAAUGGAUUUAAUAUUCAACAAGCAUUUCCAAUCUUUUUAAUGUCCUAAACAAGAAUCUUUGCAUCCCAAAUAAAAGAGUGCAGGGGAGAGCGUUUCUGGUAUGUAGUACUUUUACAUAACUUGUUUUAAAAUAAUUCCACUGGGGAGAAAAUUUCUAUAAUUCACUAUUUUGUAUCCAUUGAAAUAGAUAGUUACUACCUGUAUACUUUUCCCCUUUUCCCCUCCUCUGUCUUGCAGUUUGCCAUGGACAAGUAAGAUCUUGUGGUUACAGAGAAAAGAUUAGAUAAAAUGCUGACUUUAUUUUGUUACUGAACACCAUCUUAACAGGAUCAACAGCUUAUAUUUGAUAUUUACCAGGAUUAUUUAAUUAUAUAUUUAGACUUGCCAAUGAACAUGUAGCCAAUUCUAGUUCACUUCUAAAGUUGAACUUAAUUUGUUUUUGUUGGAUUAAUUUCAGCAGUAUUGUUCAAUCAAAAAUUAAUCUUACAUCACAUAAUUGCUAAAGAACUGUCAUUUUUACAGUCAUUUUAUUUAUUUCCAAAUGCAAGUUUAAGUUCACUUUACCUCUAUUAUCUAUAGUUAUAUAGUUAUCACACUUUAUGUAUGUCAGAUAACCAAUGUGACCUGCAUGUAGGAUUUUACAUUUUCAUCUCCUGGAAGAUCAUCUUGUCAAGUUUAUUCACAGAUGUUAGUAUGUUGCUUUCUUUGCAUUAAACUCCAUUAUCUGCAAUAUGUAACCCAUAUUUCAAUCACUUUUAAUAGCAUUCCGAUCAAAACUUGUCCUUAAUUUAAUAUUAGUUAUGAUAUAAACUACACACACACACACGUAAAGGGCAUUUUAGUAAUCCAGUUUUAUCGUUGACUUUUCACCACAAAGCAUCUAGAUUUGACUCUAAUACUGAUUAUGAAUGUGGAUCUUAGCAAAUAGUGAGGUAUAAAAGGUAAAAACAA